AUGAAUUGGAGGAAAACAAAAGUAUUCAAGAGUUUUACAAUCCAAGGAGCACUCAUUGAAUCACUUUAUGAUGGCACAUCUAAAUAGCUAAUAUUGUACGAUACACAAAAUAUCAAAAUAUACGGUGUAGGAGAUUCUGAGAUUAAAUUUUAUGACAAAAUUUAAUUAUUCACUCAAAUAAAGAAAAUUGUGUUUUUAUCCUCAUUCAACCACAAAUAUCUCGUUGUCUAAAAUGCUUAAGGCUAAAUUUCAGCAAUCUCUACCUAAUAUCCAUAUGAUCAUAAAUUAGUCAUUCUACCUGAACAUUUUACUUCUGAUGCACUGUUACUAGCAUCGCAAAAUAGAUCAUGUAUCAUAGUGCAAUUUCAAAAUGAAAUAAUGAUAUUUGAAUUAAAUUAAAAAUAAGAAUUUGUGUCACAUUCCAUUAAUAUUAAGAAUUAGGAAAUUAAAUAAAUAGAUGCCAGUUUAGAUGAUACUCUACACAUUAUGUGCUAACAAUAUGAACCACUUAGAGAAAAUCAGAUGAUUGCUAACAUUGAAAGUACUAUUUUUUAUUGCAAAAUGCAUUACAAAGAUAAGGGCUUGUAAAAUUAUAAGUUCAAAUUUAUCAUACAACAAAUAAUUGCUUUGGAAAUGGAAGACAUUCUGGCUUUGACUUAAAAUGAGAUCCUGUGUUUAAAAAAUGGAAAAACACAUUUUUCUACCCCUGCCUAAGUUAGUUGCUUUGCUACUUUUAUGAAAUUAAAUUAAGUUAAUAAUCAAUUGUUUUUAUGCAAUCCAACUGUCAUCGAAAUUAUUGAAAUCAGAUUUGAUGACUUUAAUCAAAUUUAGAAUAUGGUGAGAUUGUAAGCAAUCUACAUAUCAUAAAUUGACAUUGUAAUUGCUGAUAAUUUAAUUUGGAUUUAGACUGAAACAUCUGGAACCCUCAAUUAGAUGAAUGCUGUUAGAAUGCCUUCCAUAUCAGAUCUUGAUCCCUCUAUUACGAAGAAGGUAAAAUUAGAAGAGAAUGAUUAAUUAUUCAAAGCUUUAGGAGUGUUUCAAACUUUUAGCCGAAUUUUCAAUUUUACUGUUGUAGGCAAUUCCCUUUACAUUUUAUCUGGAAAUGCAGCAUCAUCAUAAAUCUAUAAAUUAUAACAUGAACUCACUCCAACCGUUACUACUGUGUCUUUAAAAAUUAAAACAGGUAUAAAUGAAUAAAAGUUUCCUCUUUACUUUGAAAAUCAUAUUGGAUUUAUAAGUGAAUAGAAAUAAUUGACUUUUUCAAAGAUUUUAAAAGAUGGCAAUUUUCAAUUGGUUGAUAAUAUCCAAAUACCCGAAUUUUAGGAUGUAUUUUCAAAUGGGACAAUAAAUGCUAACUGUUUCUAUGUGCAAUUUGAUACCUAUUUAUGGUUCAUCUAAACUAAUCCACUUUGCCAAUUCUCUAGGUAGUACGAUAUUCGUUAAGUUAAAUAAUUGAUGAAUUAUUUUGUUGGAUUUGAUGAUUAAAAAUGUCUCAUUCUUACUUAUUUAAAUGAAAAAACAUUAGUGAGCCAAGAAAUAAACUCUAGUGAAAUUGUCUCAUUUGAUUUGGCUUAAUAGGAGAAUGAUAUACUUAUUCUCAUGAUUGAAAGAGAGAAAUUAUCAAUUUUGUCAGUUAAAUUUUAGUCAUGGCAAAUUCAAGUCUAACUCAUGUUUAUAACUAAUGAAUUUAUGGGUAAUUUGUGUGCAAUAUCAACCAUUCCUGAAUUGAACCUAGGUUAAAAUGCUGUAUUUACAUGUCCUUCAGUUCAAAUCAAAUGUUCACCUACAGAAAAUGAAGAUAUUAUCAAUUCUUACUUAGUGAAUUUUAAUAAAAAUAAAGGAAUGGCAAUAAUAUUAAUAACAUCAUCUGGAAAAGUGUCAAUUUAUUCUCAAAUCAAAAACAACUCUAAUUAGCUUAAAAUAUUUAAGUUAAUCUUUUCAUAUCAAUCCAACAAUGUUUAAUUAAAAUCCUAAAAAUUUCACUAUGUUGGACCUUCCAAUUUCUAAUAGUUUAUAUUUCCAGGAUUGAAUUUAACAUUAACAGAAAGCUUAGGUGAAAUUUUGAUUCAUUUUAUUAAACAGGAAGACCAAUUUGAUUAGGUCUUAUUGGUACAAUAAAGUAAACAUUAUACUUAUAUAAAUUAGGUGCUUUCCUUAUGGGAUUUUCUGGAAGUUGUUACUAUUUUCCCUCAUUACAAAGAAGUAAUCUCCCUUGCAACAAUAUCAUCAUAAAUCCUGUAUUAAAGGAUAGAUGCACAGCAAUAAUGAUGCAUAGCUUUAGUGUAACAAAUUUCAAAAUAAUUAUAGUUUCAUUCCAGUGAGUAUCUUUUAGUGAUUAACAAGGCUUAAAAUAGGAGAACCAAUUAAAAUUAGCUUAAGAAUGAAGUGUUUGUUUAUAGGUCAGAUAAUUUGAAUGAUCCUUUUGCUCAAUAUGAUUAAUUGGAUAAUGAGGAAAUUAUUAAGGUCUAAUUCCUCUAAGGGAUGGACCUUAUCUUAAUAAUGACACUCGUUAAUUCAUAGUUAACAAGGGAUUAUCCAAAUACUAAAUUACACAUCCUAAAGUUAGAUCAAUAUUAGAAAAUCACUGAAUAGCAACAAUCAAGGUUAUUCAAAGAAGCUGUUCCAUGUGAUUUCGUAGUAAUGCCACCUAAAUUAGCUCUUGUAUUCAUGUAAGAUCAGUUAAAAUAUAUUGAUUUGCAUGUUGGAUAAAGUGCUAUUGGUUUUUCAUUGACACCAGACUCUUUAAGAGGGGAACUUGUAUAAAUCUAAAUUGAGGCUGUAUCGGUUGUUGAUAGAUGGAUAGCAGUAUUGAAUGGUGGAUUUAAAGUUGUGAUAUGCAAAUUUGAGGAGGACAAUUCUCAGCCUAAAGUAGAUUGGUCAAUUGAAUUUGGUGUUUUAAGAGUAAUGGAUAUUUAGCUUUUAAAGAAUGAAUAUUAAAAGCCUCUUCUUGUUCUUUUGGAUUAUGAGAAUAGCAUUCAAAUUUAUUCAAUAACCUACAAAGUAAUAAUUUUAACUAACUAGACUAAAAUUAAAAAAAUAGCUGACUGCCAGAUUAUGAAUCCUUGCAGAAUGUUAAGCAUAGCCAAUAGUAAAAUUUAAUAUGUAUCUGUAGAAUUAAUAAUCUCCUCUCUGGAUGGAAGUAUGACCAUGUUCGAUUAAAUUGAUGAUGAAUCUUAGGCAAAUAAAUUCAAAACCAUUGUAUCAGAAUUGCCAUACAUAGGCGGAUUUUAACCUAGUAGUUUCUUGUGUACUAGUUAAUAACAUAUUUAGAUGCCAAAUAGAUAAAUGGAAAAGGGAGUGUAUGGGAUUUUGAAAUUAACGAUCUGUAUAAUUAAUUGUCAUUUGGAAUCCAAAAGAUUGUAAAGAAUAGGUAUAUGUAUAACCCUUUUGAAUGA
Messenger RNA from Paramecium octaurelia, 3395 nucleotides. The record is from the annotation of a GenBank genome assembly. NCBI's taxonomy places the organism in Eukaryota, Ciliophora, Oligohymenophorea, Peniculida, Parameciidae.